GUUACAUUUUAAGUGACAAAUAAUGAAUACAAAUGAAGGUAAUUCACAAAAUGAUAGCACUGUUCAUUUUCAGAAGGAAAAAUCCUCGCGUCGCAGGCGCAAAAAAGAAACACAAAUAAAAACAUCCGGAGACCCUGAAAAAAAGAAUAACGAAGGGCAAACGCAUGAUCGCGUCAGUGAGAAUAUAGAGUAUAGAGGGCAUAUUUAUACGCGUCACAACUAUUUCGAGGACAAAAAACGUAAGAUCGACUUUGUGCUGGUCAGCAGCGUGGUAAAAAGCAACAACGAGCUGGAAAUGCUUGUUACUUACAUCUUCAACCUUACGCUACAGGGUGUCGAAUAUGAAAUUAGUCCUGGCAAAGCGCGUGAAGAUUUAGUCUUCAUUAAACUCCACUGCCCGGUGCCAGUGUUACAACAUAAUGCAAACAUUUACAAUAUAAUGUUUGACUGUCAGAAUCCCCGUGCGAUGCCCACCGUCGAACAUGCAUGGUUUCAUUGGAAAAUCUUCAACAACAUCACAACCCAACCGAAUCCUUUACAUCGUGAUUACGUACGAGCAAUUUCUAGUUUAUCACCAACAAAACAAAGAGGAAUUACCAGCUGGGAGAGGUCGCUCAUCAUGGAAAAAAUCCUCACGAAAACAAAAUUUGGCCCACUACCAAAAAAUACUGGAAUCAAAAAUUUGCGCGCCGCGAAUGUUCUUGUCGAUGCUUUUCCAAUGCAUGACGGGCCAUGGGAGUGGCGUGUACAUGGUCCUUUGACAGAUAGACAACUGUUGAGUAAAUACUGGGCCAGCUUCAGUUGCAUCUUCAAAAAUCAACCAAUACGCUUGAUUUAUAAGUAUUACGGACCCGAAGUGGCGUUUUAUUUCGCCUUUGUAGAUUACUACACCAAGAUGCUGGCAAUACCGGCAUUUAUUGGUAUACUCUGCUUCAUCUACAACUGGUUAUAUUGCCUGUACCAGGAUCACGAUCGAAUAACAGAAGUUUGCUCGUCAACCAUCGUCCUCUGUCCACACUGUUACAGUCCAAAGCAGUGCGAUUUUAGUCCUGUAUCUGAUAAUUGUUAUGCCGCGCAUUACAACGUGCUAUUCGAUAAUGUUGUCAGUAUUGGAUUUGCUAUAUUUUGUUCGAUGUGGGCGACGAUUUUCCUGGGGUUGUGGUUGCGCAGAGAGUUUGUAUUUAAGUUUCAUUGGAACUUGUUAAACACUCAGUUGGAUAUGAGACAAAGGAUAGAAUUUACGCACAAGGCGAAAUACACACGCAUUUCAUCUAUAAGCGGGGAACGCGUCAACUACAUGCCGUUUCAUAUAAAGUUCUUUAAAUAUACGCUAACUGUAAUAUGUUUAACACUGAUGUUAGCUAUAAUGUUCGUUUGCUUGGGGAUUGUUGUAUACACAAGUAUAUACAUUCGACGACUUAUCAAACAGUCGCAAUUUGAAGAAUUGCAAAAAUAUAAUGAUUUAGUGGCAAUUACAAUCAAUGCGAUUCAAUCUAUCAUUUUUAUUCACCUUCUAACUCCAGUAAGUCAAUUAGUAUUCAUGGCCCUUAAAUAUCAAUGUCUAAAAAUCACCCGUUUUUUAACAAACGAAGAAAAUCCGACGUCCAUGCUGGAUUUUUACAACAGUUGCGCUUAUAAGUUUUACAUAUUGUCGUUUUUUAACAAUUACAUUCCGAUAUUUUACGUUGCUCUCAUAAAAGGUGCUAUAUUCACGCAUCCGGCAGACUUGGAUAAUUACAAGCUGUUUGGAUGGAGGACAGAUGUUUGCACAGCUGUGGGCUGUUCGUUUGGGCUCACAAUCUUCUUGUUGUAUUUUAUGGGCUCCAAACUGUUAAUUGUCCAAACAUUUCAACUUGUUAAGAUAUAUUUCAAGAAAUUAUUCUCCAAACGGAAUUUACACCAGAAAAAGCAAUCAUUGCCAUCAUGGGAGCGGAACUAUACGCUCAAGCAAUGCGGCGAACUAUUUCUAAUGACCGAUUUUAUGAAUUUAGUUAUUCAGUAUGGUUUUGUGAUAUUUUUUAUUGUUGGUUUACCGCUAUCGCCACUCGUGGCAAUGAUUUCGAAUAUUAUUCAAAUUCGUUUAGACGCUAGAAGAAUUUUAAGGACUUAUCGACGCCCAGUGGCAAAAGUACUGCCAGGAAUUGGUUCUUGGAAUAGUAUAUUGAGAUUGGUAACGUUCGUAGGCGCAAUGACUAAUGCGGCAGUGAUUGCAUUUACAUCGGAUUUAAUAGAUAUGGAGGUCUAUCGACUUUCGCAUCAUUCAAUACGCGGAUUUAUAAAUAGCACGUUUUCAACUUUUGCCGUUAAGGAUUAUCCCUCACUCUUCAAUAGUUUGUUAAAAGAAAACAGUCCGAUUAUCUCAUGCGUAUACAAAGCCCGCCGAAAUCCGCCACAAGAUGAAAAGAAGUAUGAGUUUAGUGAUGAGCACUGGAAACUGUUAUGCUUUAAACUUGGAUUUAUGCUGAUAUUUCAACAAAUGCUUUGGUUGUUGGCGGCAUUUUGCUCAAACGCAAUCAAUCCCGUACCGGACGAAGUACUAGAAGAACUCACAGAUGAAGCCUUAAAGAUUCGCGAAACUCGAUUUGAAACAAUCGAACAAAAUUUUUAUGGACCUAAAGUACGAUAUCACCAAACCCCCUUUGAGAUUGACUGAAAAGGGAAUACCGAGAAUACAAGUAAAUCGGCAGAUUAACUUUUAAAUAAUUAAAAACAACUUUUCUUUAAGUGUAAGAUUAACUUAUAGUAUUAAACUUAUUCACGCCAAAUUCUGUACAGAUCUAAGUAAAUGUACAUCACUUUACAUUAGAAUAUUUCUAAAAUUAAAUAAAUCAUCGAUUUACAUUC
Messenger RNA from Dalotia coriaria, 2844 nucleotides. Its product is annotated as anoctamin-5-like. Gene Ontology annotation, cellular component: plasma membrane. Lineage: Eukaryota; Metazoa; Arthropoda; Insecta; Coleoptera; Staphylinidae. Gene Ontology annotation, molecular function: chloride channel activity; protein dimerization activity. The transcript is spliced from 12 exons. Gene Ontology annotation, biological process: chloride transmembrane transport. The record is from RefSeq and is a predicted model, not a curated record. Bases 23 to 2653 code for a protein of 876 amino acids.